AUGUCUCCAGAAAACCCCAUCACCCGCCCCAGCGGCCCGGAUGGUCUGGUCCUCGAAGCCUGGGGUCAAGGUCUGAUGGUCGGAUCGCUGGUCGUGAUGGCCGCCGUGACCUUUUCCAAUAUGAAGAAACGCAUCCUCCUGCAUAAGCUGAUCUUUGCCGAAUUAAUCCUCGCCAUGCCCCACGGAACCUUCAUCUUCGCCAAACCCCCAACAUACGGCUGGUAUCUCUCUGUCAGCGCCAUCGGACUCAAUGUCUCCUGGAGCCUGCAUAACGUGAUCGCCUGGAUGAAAAACAAACCGUUUCUGUCGUCGCGCAUCUCCCGGAUCUACAUUGUCACUGUACUUCUGGCCCAGCCGUACUGGGUGUUGGAGAUUUACGCCAACUUUGCUUUCUUUAAUAAUUUGAAUCGCCUGUUUUUGAAAACUAGGCCGCUGGAGCCCCUAUUUCGAGACCCAUGGUGGAUCUUCACCACCUGCUCCCUAUUCUACACCAUCAAACGCGAAUACAACUUCAGCAUCGUGGAACUCGUCACGGUCAGUCCACGAUUCGGAAUCAUGCUCGUCGCCAUGUGUCUCUCCAUCGCUUUUAUCGUCGUGGAUACCUGCGCCGUGUUGAAUGUCUUUCAAGCGGGGUUGCCUACGGGGAUUGAGCCUUUCUGGAAGUUAUCAUUUGUCUUCAAAUGUCUAUGUGAUACGGUCAUUCUGGAUGAUUUCAAAACCGCGCUCGAUCGGAUGCGCGAAUACUGGAUCCGGAAACGAGCUCAAUCGGCUGAUAUAUUCCUUACGAAUAGGGCUCAGAGGAAUGAUCUUGAGGGCAGACAAGAGACGAAUUACUCGUCGAGGAAGGGAUCGGGCGUUCCUAGGGCUUAUUUUAGGGUGUAG
Messenger RNA from Aspergillus tanneri, 882 nucleotides. RefSeq lists its product as uncharacterized. The record is from RefSeq and is a predicted model, not a curated record. The coding region runs from base 1 to 882 and encodes 293 amino acids. NCBI's taxonomy places the organism in Eukaryota, Fungi, Ascomycota, Eurotiomycetes, Eurotiales, Aspergillaceae. The transcript has 4 exons.